This is a messenger RNA of Impatiens glandulifera, 3459 nucleotides long. Its product is annotated as nuclear matrix constituent protein 1-like. Gene Ontology annotation, cellular component: nucleus. The transcript has 8 exons. Lineage: Eukaryota; Viridiplantae; Streptophyta; Magnoliopsida; Ericales; Balsaminaceae. Gene Ontology annotation, biological process: nucleus organization. The record is from RefSeq and is a predicted model, not a curated record. Bases 225 to 3194 code for a protein of 989 amino acids.
AAAGCCCUAAAUCUACAUCCGGCGAAUUCAAAGGCGAUGGCCGCCGCCCGGAUUUCUGUUCCGAUCAGUAGAUUCCGGCGUCAUCAUCGUCAAUAAGUUCGAGUCGGUGACGUUUUCUUGGCGUCGUCAGCGGCAAGAGUUCUCAUUACUGUUAUUUUUACUUAUAUAGAGUUGAUCUAAUCGAACCCUAAUCUUUGUAUCAGAAGGGUAAGACAGUUCCUAUAAUGGAAUCAACUCCUCCUAGAUCGAUGUACCUUACUGGAUUUGAGGAUGAGGAUUUAGACCGUAGACGGAUUCAGAAACUCGCAAAGCUCGAAAAUGAGCUGUUUGAUUACCAGCACAAUAUGGGUCUUCUCUUGAUUGAAAAGAAAGGGUGGGCAUCGAAAUUUGAAGAACAGAGACAAGCGUUAGUUGAGGCGAAAGUUAUUCUCCAGAGAGAACAAGUAGCUCAUCUCAUGGCCUUAUCUGAGGUUGAGAAACGAGAAGAAAACUUGAGGAAGGCCUUAGUUCAUGAGAAGCAGCGUGUGAUUGAUCUGGAGAAAGCUUUGAAUAAGAUGCUUUCAAACAAUGAAGAAAUCAACUCUGCGUCUGAUUCAAAGUUGACCAAGGCAAAUGCUCUUGUCAUGAAUGUUGAACAGAAGUCGUUGGAAGUUGAAGCAAAAUUACAUGCUGCUGAUGCUAAAUUUGCAGAAUUGAGCCGGAAGAAUUCGGAGAUAGAGAGGAAAAUGUGUGACAUUGAGGCUAAAGAGAAUGCACUUCAAAGAGACCGUCUAUCAUUGAAUUCAGAGCGCGAUGCUCACAAAAAUGGCAUUUAUAAAGAGAGAGAAGAAUUACAAGAAUGGGAAAUUAAACUGAAACAAGAAGAUGAUAGACUGUCUGAAUUAAGGAAGAUACUUAAUCAAAGGGAAGAAAGAACAAAUGAGAAUGAUCGGUCCUUCAAGCAGCAACAAGGGGAACUUGAAGUUUUGCAGAAGCAGAUUGAUGUAGCUAACACAUCUUUGAAAAUGAAGGAAGAUGAUAUCUCCAGGAGGCUAGUUAACCUCACCAUUAAGGAGAAGGAAGCCGAUGCUUUGAAGAAUCACCUAGAGAUGAAAGAAAAAGAAUUAUUUGCAACAGAGGAAAAGCUUAGUGUCAGAGAAAAGAUUGAAAUCCAAAAGCUACUGGAUGAGCAUAAGGUCAUGCUUGACACAAAGAAACAAGAAUUUGAGUUGGAAAUUGAACAGAAAAGGAGAGCUGUUCAUGAGGAGUUGAAAAACAGAGCAGGUGAAAUUGAAAAGAGAGAAGUUGAAGUCAAUCACUUGGAGGAGAAAAUUGUAAAAAAAGAGCAAGCACUUGAACAGAAACUCGAGAAAUGUAAGGAGAAAGAGAUAGAUUUUGAAUCAAUGUUGAAAUCUCUGAAGGAAAGGGAGAAAUUUGUCAAAGAUGAAGAGAGAAAGUUGGAGAAUGAGAAGAAAACAAUUCUUGUGGAUAUCGAGAAAGUGACCAAUCUCAAAAUAGAGAUAAAGAAGUUAAGAGAUGAAACUACAGAACAGCGAUCAAAGAUAAGUGAAGAGAGGGAUCAACUUACACUAACCAAGGAAGAAAGGUCAGAACACUUGUGUCUGCAAUCAGAGCUAAAGCAGGAGAUUGAAAACUGUAGGUUUCGAAGGGAACUACUUGUGAAAGAAACCGAGGAGCUAAAGAAGGAAAAAGAGAUGUUUGAGAAUGAGUGGGAAGAAUUGGACGAGAAAAGAGUUGCCGUUGGUAAAGAGCUUGAAGAUCUCACUUGUCAAAAGGAAAAUUUUGAAAAGCAAAAACGAUUGGAGGAAGAGAAACUGAAGGAUGAGAAGUGCACCUCAGAAGAGUAUGUUAAGAAGGAGCUGGAAACUCUCAAAGCAGAUAAAGAGUCUUUUGCUACCACCAUGGAAAAUGAGAAGGCAGCUUUAGCUGAAGAAACACAAAAUGAAUUGAGAAAAAUGCUUCAAGAAUUCAAGGCUAAGAAUAUAGAGCUUGAGAGAGAAAUGAGGAAGAAAUGGGAUGAUAUGGAAAACCGCCAGUGUGUAAGGGAAAAGAAGUUUGAGGCAGAAAAAGAGAAAGAAAUGACCAACAUAGUUUACUUAAGGGAAGUUGCACGAAGAGAAAUGGAUGAAAUGAAAUUAGAAAGAUCAAAGCUAGAGAAGGAGAAACAAGAGACUGCAACUAAAGAGAAGCAUCUUGAUGGGCAGCGAUUCGAAAUACAAAACGAUAUUGAUCAGCUAGUUGGAUUUAGCAAGAAGUUGAAUGAUCAACGCCAACAACUUGUUAAGGAAAGAGAACACUUCAUCUCCUUAAUUGAGAAACAAAAGAAUUGUACAACUUGUGUGAAAAUUGCCUCUGAUUUAUUGGCUCCUGAUGAUGUGGCGUCUCCUUCUGGCAAAACAACAUCCUGGCUUCAGAAAUGCUCCUCAAAGAUACUCGAGUUUUCGCCAAUUAAAAAGGUUGAAUUAGCUUCUCCUGAAAAUUUGCCUGGUCCAGAUCUAUCUGUUGAUAAUGUAAAUGGAAAGGCUGAGGAAAAUCCUAAAGGGAGAAAUCAAGGCAAAAGAAGCAAACCGAGGAUGAACAGGACACAUUCGGUGAAGGCAGUUGUGGAGGAAGCGAAGUCUAUAUUGGGGGACAACGCAGAGCUGAAUAAUAAUGAUGAACACAGAGAAGAAUCUGUUUCUUUGAAUGAAAGUAAACCUAGGAAUUUGCGAAAACGGACCCUUCAUACUCCUCAAUCCACAACUAGUGAAUGCCAUUCUGAAAGCGUGUCUAUUGAUGGACGCAAGAGAAGAAGAAAGACUGUUGAAGUUGCAGAUUCAUUGGAAGGAAGCCAACGGUAUAAUCUCAGAAGACGCAAAAACAAUGAUGCUGUGAAGGCAAAUGAAGCCGUUCCUAGCCAAAAGGAGAUAGGACAUGAAAUUUCCAACUCUAUUGCUGCAGUUUCCCAUUCAAUCAGUCUUGCUGGCAGUGAGAAUGGAAGGAGCACACAAUAUUUGCAGUUCGAAGCUGCUGCAACAAGUAAGUUGGUUGAGAAGGAAAUUUUGAGUGACGAUGAGGUUGAUGAAACACCAACAGAGACAAAGGCAUUCGACGACGAUAAUGAUGAUGAUGAGAAUGAUGGUGAGUACGAAGAAGAUGAGAAUGAAGGUGAAGUCACAAUAGGAAAGAAGCUGUGGACUUUUUUCACUACAUGAUAAUGGGAGUCCAAAAACAUUUGUAAGUUUUAGUUUUUGUACUGUUUAGAUUUUUUUUCUAGUAUUUAAAAACAGUGGAGAUUUAGGUAUUGUUGAAGAUUUGAUUGUACAUGGUGAGAUUUGAUUGAUUUGAUGAUAUGUUUUGGCCAAUAAGCAUAAGGAAACUGUCUGGGCUGGGCUAUGCUGGUUUUUGAAAAUUUCUUUUAGAUUGAUUUGUUGUUCUAAAACAGAUAUAGAUCAUAUUCAUUUCAUUGUGUUUCUGUUA